Messenger RNA from Ictidomys tridecemlineatus (thirteen-lined ground squirrel), 3259 nucleotides. NCBI's taxonomy places the organism in Eukaryota, Metazoa, Chordata, Mammalia, Rodentia, Sciuridae. The record is from RefSeq and is a predicted model, not a curated record.
UCUUUCGUACUUUCUGCCUCUGGUGGUUCUGGAGAAUCUGGGUCCCUGGUGGGCUCAUGCUCCCAGCCCUGGGGGACCUGCCUCCAGGCUGGGCUCAGUGCCUGAGCUCUGGCCCCACUGAGGCCUGCUCACUCGGGCAUGUGGCCAGCCCCAGGCCGCCUGGGCUCUCAGGUCCUCACUCAGGCUGAUGCUCCUGCUACUCAUUUCCGCUGAUGUGGACACUGGCCGGGGGAGUGCUGGUCCUCUCUCUAGUGAGUACUGCCCACUGCUGCUGAAGGCCCCUGCUCAGGAUGUGUCACCGGCCACCAGGUGGUGCUCAGGUUGCUGAGGCUGGCUGGUCUCUGUCAGCCUCCAGAGUCUGCAGACCUCACCCAGGGUGGGGGCCUGGGGGCAGGACCAAGGCUCAGUCACAGCGCAAGAGCCUCAGGGGACUUGGGCACAUCUGCUCCAACCUCCUCUGCAGACUGAGGCAGGAACUGCACCCGCCAAGAGGGGAAGAGAGUUCAAGGUCACUCCAAGGAAAAUGGCAACCUGAGAAGGGCCCAAGAAUGUCGUCCCAGGCGGCAGGGAACCAGACCUCAUUCUUGGGGGCAACAGAUGACUACUACAACAGCUGGUACAUCGAUGAGCCCCAGGGGGACAAGGACCUCCAGCCAGAGGGGGCUGUGCCUUCCUGUGACCCCAGUGUGCCACCUGGCCUGUUCCAUGCCUGCCUGGCCCCGCUGUCGAUCCUCGUGCUGCUGCUGCUGGCCGUGCUGGUGAGGCGCCACUGCCUCUGGCCUGGCUGUGGGCAUGGCAGGCCCAGACUGCCCAGCCCUGUGGAUUUCUUGGCUGGGGACAGACCCCAGACAGUGCCUGUUGCCGUCUUCAUGGUCCUCUUCAGCUCCCUGUGUUUGCUGCUCUCUGACGAGGACCCGUUGCCCUUCCUGACCCUUGCCUCACUGCCCAACUCAGAGUCCUGGAAGAUUCUGGCCCUGCUCUAUUAUCCCGUUCUCUACUACCCUUUGGCUGCCUGUGCCGUGGCCGGGCCCAGAGUUGCAUACCUGCUUGGCAGCGUACUGUCCUGGGCUCACUUUAGCAUCCAGGUCUGGCAGAGGGCAGAGUGUCCCCAGACGCCCAAGAUUUACAAGUACUACUCGCUGCUGGCCUCUCUGCCUCUUCUACUGGGCCUUGGAUUCCUGAGCCUAUGGUACCCGGUGCAACUGGUGCGAAGCUUCACCCACAGGACAGGAGCAGGCUCCAAGGGGCUGCAGAGCAGCCGCUCUGAGGAGUAUCUGAGGAGUCUUCUUUGCCAAAAGAAGCAGGAAAGCCGCUCCUGUCCUACCUCCAAGCAUGGCUUCCUGUCCCGGGCCUGGAGCUGCUGCCAACGCUACACCUACACUCCACAGCCAGGAUUCCGCCUCCCCUUGAAGUUAGUGAUCUCAGCCACCUUGACAGGGACAGCCAUUUACCAGGUGGCCCUGCUGUUGCUGGUGAGCGUGGUUCCUACCAUGCAGAAGGUGAGGGCAGGUAUCACCACGGAUGUCUCCUACUUGCUGGCUGGCUUUGGGAUCGUGCUCUCCGAGGACAGGCAGGAGGUGGUGGAGCUAGUGAAACACCAUCUGUGGGCUCUGGAAGCUUGCUACAUCUCGGCCUUGGUCCUGUCUUGCAUACUCACCCUCCUGCUCCUGAUCCGCUCGCUGACAACUCACAGGGCCAACCUUCAAGCUUUGCACAGAGGGGCUGCCUUGGACCUGGGCCCCCCACUCCAGAGCACUCGACCAUCCCGCAAGGCCAUAUUCUGUUGGAUGAGCUUCAGCGCCUACCACACUGCCUUUACCUGCUUCGGGCUCCUGGUACAGCAGAUCAUCUUCUUCCUGGGGACUACAGUCCUUGCCUUCCUGGUGUUUGUGCCUGUGUUGCAUGGCAGGAACCUCUUCUUCCUACGAUCCCUGGGGUCCUCGUGGCCCUUCUGGCUGACUCUGAUCCUAGCUGUGACCCUGCAGAACAUAGCAGCCCACUGGGUCUUCCUGAAGACUAACCAUGGAUACCCAGAACUGACUAACCGGAGAGCACUCUAUGCAGCCACCUUUCUCCUCUUUCCCAUCAACAUGCUGAUGGGUGGGGUGGUGGCCACCUGGCGAAUGUCCCUCUCUGCCCUCUAUAACACCGUCCACCUAAGUCAGAUGGACCUCAGUCUGCUGUCAUCACGAGCUGCCACUCUGGACCCUGGCUAUUGCACAUACAGAAACUUCCUGAAGCUGGAGGCCAGCCAGUCGCAUCCUGCUGUGACGGCCUUCUGCACGCUGCUCCUUGCAGCUCGGAGUCCUUGCCUCCAGGCUCCAGUGGACCCCAAGGGAAAUCUCAGAACUGGGGAGGAAGAAGAAGGGUUGCAGUUGCUCCAGACAAAGGACCCUAUGGCCAAGGAAACGGGGCCUAGAGCCAGCCGGAACAGGGCCCGCUGGGGUCUGGCCUACACGCUACUAAACAACCCAGCCCUGCAGGCCUUCCGGAAGAAAGCUCUCUCAGGUGCCCAGGCCAAUGGUGCUCAGGCCUGAGGGCAAGGAAGGCAGCCUGCUUGCCCUGUGUGUUGAGGCACGUGCCCAUCUACCCUCCUCCCCCGUUCUCUGCACACCACCCCAACCAUGGCAGCCCCUCCCCUUAGCAGCAGCUUAGCCAGCAGGUUCUUGGGAUCAAGGUCCCAGUGACUAGCUGAGGCCUGGGGUCACUGAGGUUGAAUGAAGGUUUGUCCCUCCUACGAGCCUUGGAAGAAUUCUCCUCUGCCCCUUUGGUCUUGGGAAUUGUAGAGAGGACUCUGGAGAAAGCAACUGGGGUGGGGGUGAGGGUUAGGGUUGGUCCAGGAGCCAGUGGAGCAGGGUGACCACAUCCAAGCCCCUCCCCACCCUGGCUCUGCCACCAACCUUGCAGGGCCUCACUGAGGCCUCUUCUGAACAGGCUCCGUGAUUCAGGGCCAGGAAAGCCCUGCAUUCCAGCUCAGCCCCACCUCAGUGUUGGCCCUCCCUGGUUGCCAGAGCGCUCCCUCUCCCCCAGCUCUCCCCUCUCCUCUCCUCCGGGAGUGGCUUGAAGGUUCCCCAGCUGUGGGGCCUGCAAGGAAGCCCAUGAGGAAGACGUGGGCUCCUGACUGGCGGUGAAGUCACAGCCCUGGCCCCACCCUGAGCUGCCCACUCCUGAGAGCCAGAUAUUUUUGUAGUUUUUAUGCUUUUAGCUAUUAUGAAAGAGGUUAGUGUGUUCCUGGUAAUAAACUUGUCCCUGAGAAACA